This is a messenger RNA of Trichomycterus rosablanca, 3128 nucleotides long. RefSeq names its product formin binding protein 1-like (gene fnbp1l). Gene Ontology annotation, molecular function: protein binding. Gene Ontology annotation, biological process: signal transduction. Lineage: Eukaryota; Metazoa; Chordata; Actinopteri; Siluriformes; Trichomycteridae. The transcript is spliced from 15 exons. The coding region runs from base 134 to 1768 and encodes 544 amino acids. The record is from RefSeq and is a predicted model, not a curated record.
AUAGGAAACGGGAAAGCUCUCUGGUUUCUGGCUUCACGCGUUCUCGGUUCCACGACGCCGGACAGUCACUGAGUUUGUACCGGGGAAAGAAAUCUACCCAUUUAGCAGGAGAUUUACUGUAGUGUAUACAGAGAUGGGCUGGGGAACUGACCUGUGGGACCAGUUUGAGAACCUUGACAAACACACACAAUGGGGUAUCGACUUCCUGGAGCGCUAUGCAAAGUUUGUGAAGGAAAGGCUGGAGAUUGAGCAGACCUAUGCAAAACAGCUGAGGAACCUGGUGAAGAAAUACUGUCCAAAGCGUUCCAAGGAUGAAGAGCCCAGGUUCACAUCGUGCCUGUCAUUCUAUGCCAUCUUGAACGAGUUGAACGACUAUGCGGGUCAGCGAGAGGUCGUUGCUGAGGAGAUGGGGCACAGUGUUUAUGGCGAGCUGAUGCGGUACUCGCAGGACCUGAAGGCUGAGAGAAAACAUCACCUUCAGGAGGGAAGGAAAGCGCAGCAGAAUUUGGAUCAGUGCUGGAAACAAAUGGACAAUAGCAAGAAGAAGUUUGAACGAGAGUGCAGAGAAGCUGAGAAAUCCCAGAUGCUCCAUGAGAGGUUAGACAAUGACGUCAACGCUACAAAGUCUGAGGUGGACAAGGCCAAGUCACAGCUGUAUAUGAGAAACCACAUGGCAGAUGAGAGCAAGAACGAAUAUGCUGCUCAGCUGCAGAGCUUCAAUUCUGAACAGUGGAAGCACUUUAACGUGGCCAUCCCUCAGAUCUUUAAAAAUCUACAGGACAUGGAUGAGCGUCGGACGGUGAAACUGGGCGAGACGUACCGGAGCUUUGCUGAGGUGGAGAGGAAAGUCAUUCCCAUCGUUUCCAAGUGCCUGGAGGGCAUGGUGACUGCCGCCAAGAAUGUAGAUGAGCGCAAGGACACAGUGAUUGUGGUAGAGUCGUUUAAGUCAGGCUUCGAGCCCCCAGCAGACUUCCCCUUCGAGGACUUCAGUCAGAACAUCCAGCGCACGGGGUCAGACGGCAUCAUCGGAACCCCCAAAAAUGAUGCAGGCAAGCCUGACCCUAAACACACGAUCGGAAAGGCCAAGAACAAACUGUGGCUGUUCGGGAAGAAGCCCAAAGCUCCAAAUCUGGAAGACCUCAGCCAUCUUCCUCCAGAACAGAGACGCAAGAAACUACAGCAGAGGAUCGACGAGCUUAGCCGGGAACUGCAGAAAGAAAUGGACCAAAGAGAUGCACUAAACAAAAUGAAGGACGUUUACGAGAAGAACCCACAGAUGGGUGAUCCGGGGAGUCUUCAGCCAAAAAUCUCAGAGACCAUAUGCAACAUGGAGAAGCUUAGAUCAGAGAUCCACAAAAAUGAGACAUGGCUGGCAGAGGUGGAAGGGAAGCAGAGUUCUCGAAGCGACCGGCGGCCCAGUUCAGAUGUCAAUCAUCAUGCACCUCACGGCAGAGAGAGUCCUGAGGGUAGCUACACAGAUGAUCACAGCCAGGAACACAGGACACUUCCAGAGCCCGAACGCCAUGACUUUGAUGAUGAGUUUGAUGAUGAUGAUCCCCUUCCUGCUAUCGGGCACUGCAAAGCACUCUACUCUUUUGAUGGUUCUAACGAGGGGACGCUGAUCAUGAAGGAAGAAGAGAUCUUGUACAUCAUAGAAGAGGAUAAAGGAGACGGCUGGACGAGAGUUCGUAAGCAGAGCGGCGAGGAGGGAUACGUGCCCACGUCCUACGUGGAGAUUACGCUGGAGAAACACAGCAAAGGUUCCUGAGUGGAUGAGUGGGGCUCUGGUGUUGGUGGAGGGGACACGCUGCUCUGGGGCUAUUAAUAGGUAGUGCAGGGGGUUUCAGACUAAAAGACUAAAACUGAGGAAAGAAACGGGAUAUAGUGAGGGCAGGUUGCAUGUGUGCAUGCUGACUCUCAUUUCCAUUAACAUCAUGUUUCCUGUUACAGCAAAGCUUGUCGUAUAGAUAGAAAUGGACGUGGGGUUGGGGGUGGGGUAUAAAGCGAGGGAUCGGCAGCAUGGUAGAAACGGUAGAAACCCAAAGAGCUGUGCUAACCUGACGCAUUUAUCCUAAACUGUGCCUGGCUUCUAACACUUUGCCUUGUUGCACUCCAUUCCAGUGCUGUCUUGGGAACUUAGGUCUUCCCAUAGCUUGCCUUAACAUGCAUGAUGUGAACAUGCCACUCCCUAUUUCGGGGCUGACCAAUCAGCCCUCGUUUGGAUGUAACCACUUGUCUGUGUCUAAUCCUUUGUCACGCCACUUCUGUGAUGUCUUGUCAUUGUUGUGUAUGUAUUUUUUUGUUCAUUUUGUCUUCAUGCUCCAGCUUCUCCAUCAUAAAUCAUGCAUCAUGCAUCAUGUAAAACGCUAAACUGAGCAUGAACAAACCAGAGUAGAAGCAGGGUGGGACCACAGUAGCCGCAUCACCAAUUCCCAACAUGAGCCGAACCAAGCAUGGCUCUCAGUACCAGCUGGGAUCGGCGAGGGGCGACACAUCACCAUAUACAGCUGACCAAAGGCUGGACGAUCCUCUGAUAUCCAAGCAACACUCCGAUGUUACUUACAGCCAAACACUUUUUAUUACUCGGUUCUCCACCAGCUUGCAAUAUUAAAUUGAAGAACAUGCUGUGAACACGUUAUAGCUUCUUUAUGAGCGUCCGCAUUAUCAAACGUCCGUCUCUCUGUGUGUGUAUGUAAAUGUUUUAUGCAUAUAUUAAACAGUGUGUGCUUACAUAUGUACGUAUGCACAUGUAUAUAUCUAGCUAGGUUUUCUUACUGAUUUGUAAGUAUUAACAACUUUUCUUUCGUACUGAAUGUGUUUUUAUUGUCUUUUAUAGGGUUUUUAAUCGAACAGUUUCUCUUUCAAGGAUCACAUGGUUAUCUCUUUGUAAUCAAUACUUCUUUUCAUCUGAACACUAUUCUGCAUAGGACUCUGGUCUUAACCGAUGCACUUUUUUACCCUGUUUUAUUUGAAUUUGAACAGAAAUGAGUAAAUGUAUGAAUGAUGUUUGGUCUGUCUGCUACUUUUUGUAUAAAUAUAUUGUACAGCCAGAUAACAGUGACCACUAUUCUUAAUUGGUUGAUCGAGUAAGAGCAAACCAGAAAUAAAUGAUGAACCUCUGUCUCAUA